This is a messenger RNA of Microdochium trichocladiopsis, 2205 nucleotides long. RefSeq names its product tannase and feruloyl esterase. The transcript has 2 exons. Lineage: Eukaryota; Fungi; Ascomycota; Sordariomycetes; Xylariales; Microdochiaceae. The record is from RefSeq and is a predicted model, not a curated record. Bases 436 to 2205 code for a protein of 589 amino acids.
GCUUGGCUUGUCCCCGCGUGGCUCCCCCAGACUCCAAUCAGCGUGACAGCUGUUUCUCCAGCUGGUCGGGCGUGCCCUGCUUGCUUACCCCGACUUCGUGGCACUGCUGAUCGACAUGGCUGUUACCCGAAUUCUCUGUCCGUCCUCUGCUGUGCGUUCUCCGACCCUACGGGACCCUCUUGCCGUUAGAUCGAGUCAGUCAAGAGGCAGGCACGUUUAUGCGGUAUUAGGUGACAAUGCCUGUUCGACCAGAGCCGUCGGGAUGACGUCCCGACUCUCUGUUGCAGAUGAAAGCUUGGGACCCUUCUGUCUCUCACUGUGUGACCUCCAGGCUAUGUUCUGAACUACAACCGUAGCUCAGGCACGCGUUCAGUACAGUAACAGGUCUCAAGGUGCGAACCACAGACACCCGAGACAUUCUUCCCCACGUCCACAAUGCGCUGGCGGCCGGACUGGACACAGCUCCUCCUUAGCAGCCUCGUGGUCUGGCCCCAUGGGGCCGCCACGUCCGCGUGUGGCUGCACCCUCCGGGCCAUCGACGCCGCCUUCUCCCCCGAUGACGGCGCCACAGCCGUGUUCGCCAUCUCCCUCGGUGCCAACAGCACCUUUGGCCAGGCGAGCGACGUGGCCUACCCGCAGAACGCCACCUACUUGCCCGCCUCCUGCGCGGUGCUCGUCAAUGUCACUUCGUCGCCGACCUCGUCUUACACGUUUGGCGUCUUCCUGCCGCAGGACUGGAACCAGCGGACACUGACAGUCGGCAAUGGCGGCUUCAUGGGCGGCAUCAACUGGCUCGCCAUGGGCGACGGGCUCAAGUACGGCUUCGCGGCAAUGUCGACCGACACGGGCCACAACUCGACGGGCAUCGACAUGGCCUGGGCGCUGAACCAGCCCGAGGCCAAGGCAGACUGGGCGUACCGUGCCCUCCACGGCUCCGUCGUGCUCACCAAGAAGCUCGUGGCCGCGUACUAUCGCAGUGACAACCGCUACAACUACUACUCGGGGUGCUCGACGGGCGGCCGGCAGGGUAUCAAGUCGGCGCAGGAUUUCCCUGAUGACUUUGACGGCGUGCUCGCCGGGUCGCCUGCGUGGUGGUCGACACACCAGCAGCUGUGGCAGCUCAAGGUCGGCGCGGUCAACCUACCCGAGACGAGCCCUGCGUACAUCCCGCCGAGCCAGUUUUCGUGGCUGAGCGACGCCGUGCUAGCUCAGUGCGACGGCGCCGACGGCCUCGUCGACAACAUCAUCCAGGACCCAGACAUGUGCCGGCUGCAAAUUGGCAAGCUCAUCUGCAACCCGCACUCCAACCGCAAUGCCUCCGAGUGCCUGAGUCUGGACCAGGCAGAGACCCUGCGCCAGCUGUACUCCCCCCUGGUCGAGGCCGACGCGGCCGCUAACAACAUCACGGCGCUGUACCCCAACUUUGGCAUCGGAUCCGAGAUGCAGAUGCCGGCCUCGUUCGGCGCCAACAACACGCCCUCGCGCUACGGCACCGGCUACGCAAAGUACUACAUCUACGACGACCCGGCCUGGGACUGGGAGGUCUCGUUCAACUACUCGGCCUGGGUGCUCGCGGACAGGCUCAACCCGGGCAACGUCAACGCCGUCAACUUUGACAUGACGCCCUUCCAGGCCCGCGGGGGUAAGCUGCUCACCUACCACGGCUGGGCGGACGGCCUGAUCCCCUCGGGCGCGAGCCCGCUGCUGUACGACAAGGUGCAGAGCGCCAUGGCCUCAUCGUCGGCGUCGUCGGUCACUAACAGCAGCACUGGCGGCGGCGGCGAAGUCGUGGACAUGGACUCGUGGUACUGCCUGUUCAUGGUGCCCGGGAUGCAGCACUGCGGAGGCAGCGUGUACGACGCGCCCUGGUACUUUGGCGGCAGCGGGCAGCCGGCCAGCAUCGAGGGCACGGCGGCCGAGCUGGGCAAGCUGCCGGUCGCGGGGGUCGACGACACUCACCACGACGCGCUCCUCGCGCUGAUGGCGUGGGUCGAGCAGGACACGCCGGUGGAAUACCUGGUUGCUACCAAGUGGGCCAACGACACCGUCGCGGGCGGCGUGCGGCAUUGGCCACCCUGGUGCUUCUUAGCGACCUCUACAGCUUUCAGUCUUCUCGUCUGCCCCUUUGGCUAUUUUAAGACUGACAGUAAUCGCCGAGAGGGUACGACCGCUCCUGGUGGCGCUGCUGCUGUGGUCAUCGUCUGA